CCCUAUCAAAGCACACGAUGUGCCUAACUUCGGACUGAUCACUUAUCUUAGAAGAAUAUAAUAUAACCUCUAAAUAAACUGUCAAAGUAUCAAAACAACACGGUCCUUUUAAUUUUCUAAUUAAAAUUCAAAACAGAAUGAGAUUUACGAGGGUAAGUAUUUAUUGAUUCUACAAAUUCAGUAAUCCAUAUUACGUAAUUUGAAUGCCAUUAUGAAAAAAUAUUCCGAAAUGUCACUAAGUUUCGAAAAUAAAUUUAUUUUGGCACCUAUGGUCAGAGUUGGUACUUUACCAAUGCGUUUACUUGCUUUGGAGUAUGGUGCAGAUAUUGUAUAUUCCGAAGAACUAAUCGAUUGGAAAUUUUUGAAAUCUGUGAGACGCGAAAAUGAUGUUUUAGGAACUGUUGAUUAUUUAGAUUUAACAGAUGGAACUGUCGUUUUUCGUACAUGUCCACGAGAAAAAGGAAAAGUAGUUGUCCAAUUAGGCACAAGUGAUCCAGAGAGGGCUUUAAAAGUAGCAAAGUUAAUUGAAAAUGAUGUAUCUGGAAUUGACAUCAACAUGGGUUGUCCCAAAGAAUUCUCUCUGAAAGGAGGUAUGGGAGCAGCUUUGAUGUCUCAACCAGAGAAGGCCAAAAAGAUUCUUUUAACUUUAGUCAAAAAUAUAAACAUUCCGGUAACUUGUAAAAUUAGAGUGUUUGAAAAUAUUGACGAUACUUUAAAUUUAGUUAGAGAAUUGGAAACGACAGGUAUAAAGGCAAUCGCCGUGCAUGGACGGACUAAGGCAGAAAGGCCCCAACAUCUCAAUAGAAAUGAAACUAUUAGGAAAAUUUCUGAAACCCUGAAGAUUCCUGUGAUUGCUAACGGCGGAUCUAGAGAAAUUGAAAACUACCGAGAUAUGGUGAAGUUCAGAGAGCAAUGCGGAUGUAGCAGUGUAAUGGUAGCGAGAACGGCGCAAUACAACUGUUCCGUAUUUAGAGAAGAGGGCAUGAAAUCAAUGGACAAUGUCAUUAUUGAAUAUUUGAAGAAAUGUAUAGAGUACGAUAAUUCGCCAAGUAAUACCAAAUAUUGCGUUCAAAAUAUGUUGAAGGAAUUGCAAGAGACGCCACGUGGUAAAAGGUUUUUGGAAUGUCAAACUUUAGAACAAAUUUGCAAUAUUUGGGGAUUAAGUGAUUACUGUCGACAGAAACAAUUAGAAUACCAAUCGAGAGGCAACAUAGGUCGCAGAGAAAUAAUGCCCGAAUUCUUGGACCCGAAACGUAAAAAACAAAAGACCGAUUUGGACGACGAAAAUAUUGACGUAUGUUUGAAUUGCGCUUUUAUCAGAGUGAAUUACGCGGAAGAUCCGCUAUUGCCUAAGUCGCGAUUGAUGGCUUACUGCGGAAAAAACAAAUUCAAAACGCCCAAGUACAAGGUUUUUAAUGAAGAUAAACUAUUUAGGGCGGUAGCUACUUUGGAAGACAAGAAAUAUAGUUCCUCAUAUUGGGAGAAAAACAAAAAGUUUGCCGAACAAGGAGCAGCACUUGUGGCCUGCGUUUCAUUAGGGUUAAUAGACAAAGUCGAAUUAAUAAAAGAUGGAAGCAUUUUGGAAUAAAAUAUUUUUAGUAAAAUGAAUUUUGUUUUAAUCUCAAUUCUUGGUAAAUGGUUAAAGUUAAUCAAAACGAAUAUAAUAAGAAUAAAUAAAUAUUUAUUUACAAACCUAUCAGUAAAAACAAUACUAUAAAACAUUAUUAAUAUUUGUGCUUAGACGAUUGCAUAAUUUUCUCAUACAAAGUCCAAGAUAUGCCGGCGACCAGCGUCCGUCUCACCAAUCUAGGAAGAAUACCUUGAAAGUAACCUAAAAUACCGUGUCUUACGUACACGUCAAUAAUCACAGACCACAAUCCGUUGAAUUUAUUCGGAUACAAUUGCAACUGCGUCUUGAAAACGUCAGGCGGUUGGGUAGCCAGAGACGCUAGCGUGCUCGAGGCUAUAGCGCAACCGAAAUAAACUGCCAAUGGGUAAUUUGAAUGGAUAUCUGCAAUAA
Molecule: messenger RNA, 2020 nt
Organism: Psylliodes chrysocephalus
Lineage: Eukaryota; Metazoa; Arthropoda; Insecta; Coleoptera; Chrysomelidae
Source: the annotation of a GenBank genome assembly